Penaeus indicus is the source of this 2485-nucleotide messenger RNA. RefSeq lists its product as uncharacterized. NCBI's taxonomy places the organism in Eukaryota, Metazoa, Arthropoda, Malacostraca, Decapoda, Penaeidae. Gene Ontology annotation, biological process: cell adhesion mediated by integrin; cell-matrix adhesion; integrin-mediated signaling pathway. Gene Ontology annotation, molecular function: integrin binding. Gene Ontology annotation, cellular component: cell surface; focal adhesion; integrin complex. The transcript has 10 exons. The coding region runs from base 116 to 1378 and encodes 420 amino acids. The record is from RefSeq and is a predicted model, not a curated record.
CGGAUGCACAGGAGUCAGGACGUCGAGUGUUCAUCAGAUCCUGUGCGGCGGCGGGCGCGUGGAAGCUGCGUCGUAUCUGUUCCAGAGGCGCUGCGGUGUGCCUUAGUGUCGAGAGAUGAAACUAGCGUAUCAGUUAACCUCGGUCUUGUUGCUGGCGGCUUGUAUCUGUCUGGCGAAUGAGAGCCGGAGAACGCACGGCGAGGGCGGGCACCACCGCAGAGACACGGGCGUGCAGCAUGGGCGCGGCGGCAGGGACAGAGACCACGCAGGGGACGAGGAAACCAUGAGGUCGUGGGUGAGGGAGGAGAGGAGGAGGCUGAAGGAGGAGAGGCGGCAGGACAGGUGGGAGAGGAGGGAGGAGCGGCGGCGCCAGCGACAGGACGGCCGACGGAGCGGCUCGAGGCCCGACGCCCCCGAGGACGACUUGGGGCCUGAGCGAGGCGUCGCCCCCGCGCAGCCCCCGAGGGCGAGGACGCGGAACGAGAUGGCUCAGCCCCCGCAGUCGCAAGGGCACGAGGCUCCUGCAGCAGGAGGCGCGUCCCGUCACUCCGGCAGGGAGGCACAGGGCUCGUCGCGCGUUGACAAUCAGCACAGCCAAGAGGUGAUCAACAUGGAAUGGAUGAGAGCCAACCUGUCUUCCCUGUGGGUCGUGGUGCGGGAACUGUCCAGGCAGCAUGCCCGUUUCGUCGGGCACCGAGGCCACGCCGGACGGGGGCGCGGCCACGGCUCCGUGGGACCUGUCAUAGGCGAGGGCCAUCCUUCGUGCCCCGUGGGUGACGACGACUGCAGGAUGGAAGGAAGUGAAGUCUGCGGGGGCCACGGAGAGUGCUCCUGCGGCCACUGCAUCUGCCACCCGGGAUACUACGGGACUUACUGCCAGUGUAGUGACCAUACGUGCCCGCUCUACGACGGGAUGAAGUGCGGCGGCCCCACCCGAGGCCAGUGCCGCUGCGGGGGCUGCGUGUGCCGCCCUGGCUACACCGGAGAGGCCUGCGACUGCCCGACGGACACCCUCGGCUGCGUCGGCUCCGCGAACGGCACCAUCUGCUCGGCUCAAGGGACGUGCGAGUGCGGCCGCUGCCGAUGCGACGACGGGUACAAAGGCAUGUACUGCGAGGACACAGUUUAUGCAGCUGGUGUCUGUGAAAAGCUUAAACCCUGCGUCCUCUGCAAGGCCUGGAAUCGCGACUUGCUGAUUUGUGCCGACUGUCAGAUCACGAUUACCAUGGUCGAUAAUCUAGAACCUGCAAAGAACACCUGCGUGAUGGUUAACUCAGGAUGCAUCUUAAAGUAUUCCUACAUUCCCCAAGGACCCGAUGCAUACACUGUCCUUGUGCCCCGGGAUAUGCAAUGUCCCCCCAAAACUGAAGACGAGUGAGUCAAGACAGAAGCUCUCUCUCUCAAGACUGACGAACGGGAGCGUUGGUGGAACUCUGCGAGGAUCAGCUUCCUUCUCUCGGUCUUAUUUUUAUUUUGUCAAUUAAGAGGCACGACGAUGAUCUGUUUAAUUCAGAUCUGUAAUUUCAGUGCAAUGAUAUAUACAUAUUUUUUUUGAGGUUGGUUUAGUCUGUUUGUGAAUUAUUUUAUACAUCAUGUUUUGCCUUACAAUACAAAUAUGUCUUUUUAUUUUUAUUUGAUCUAGUAUUAUAAACUAGUACAUUUUGAUCAUGUUUCAUUGUUUACCACAACUUUCGAUCUACCUCUUCUAAUAGUUAUUCUAAUAUAUUUGGUAAUAAUCAUUGGAAAGAAAUCGCAAUAAAUCUGAUGGUAUAGAUUCAGAAAAUUAAUGGCUGUUCAAGGUUAAAAAUACUAGUGUUUUAUAUGACCAUAACAAAAUAAAAGUCAUCAAAAGACUCAUAUAACAUUACAUCCAAAUGAUUAUUUCUUUUGUUCAGUAAAUUAUUAAUUUUUGGUCUAUUUAUUUAUUUUUUAAUAUAAUUUUCAUUGUUUUUAGUUUUUUUUGAGACAAGAAAUGUCAGGAAGUGUUAUUUUAUAUUCUACCCUCAUAAUGCAUUAUUGGAUGCUGGAGCUACUUCUGCUAGUAAAUUUAUAUCAAUACUAUUGUAUAUUUUUUUUUUGUUUCCACGCUAUGAUGCUCUUACGCCGAAGACCAAUAUGCAUAAACAAAAAUCUUUGAAUAAGACAACCACUAGCAUAAAGGAAUUAUAAAAAUAUAUAUACUAAUCAUAUUUAUUCUAAAAAAUAUUGGAGAGCAAAAUAUAAUUCAAUGUAUACUAUCUGUCAAAAAAAUCAACAUAUACUAUCUUGCAAAAAACAAAAAAACAAAAAUAAAAACAACAGGCAUGAACACCAGCAUGCCACACUGAACUUCGUUUCAAACCAUUACAAAAAAAAAAAUAAAGCAAUAAAUCAAAUGAUAAAACUGGUGUUUCAUUGCGAGAUUCAGCAUAAACUGUCUUUCUUUUAUUUCUAUUUUUUUAUAAACUGUGUAUACUGAGGCAUUGGUAUUAAAUAUGAAUAUGAA